Molecule: messenger RNA, 561 nt
Organism: Macroventuria anomochaeta
Lineage: Eukaryota; Fungi; Ascomycota; Dothideomycetes; Pleosporales; Didymellaceae
Exons: 1
Coding region: 1-561 (186 amino acids)
Source: RefSeq, a predicted model, not a curated record
AUGCAGAAGACGUCCACAGGCUCUCAAAACAACACACGAUACUUAGCGAUCAUGGACGAAGAGAUGGCAUCUCUCGGCAUCUCAAGUGACCUCAACGAAAAGCGCACCGCCAACGAAAAUCACGCCACCAACGACGACGUUGUGGCUGCCUCGUCACCCGCAGAUGCACACAGCGACCACCCAACCGACACCACAGUAUGCUACAUUGCCAUCGCCACCCUCUUCCUCCUCAGCCUCCUCAGCUUAAUCUCCGUCUCCGAAGCCACGUGCACCUUCCUCACCCCUCAAUCCGUCAGUUCCACAUUCACCAUUCUCCUAAAGAACCUCUACUGCACCCCAUCAAACAGCAUCCACUUCGCCAGCAACACUCUACGAAAACGUUUCGAGCUGGCCGGCAAGAGUGAACACAAAGGGCUAUUUUGGAUACUAGUGGGUAUAGGGUUCGGUCUGGGGCUCGUUGUAGCAUUGGGGAUGAGCUGGUAUUUGAGGCGGCAGGCUAGGAGGAGGGCUGCGAGGGUGGUGUCUGAGAGGACGUGGUGGAGGGGGCCGGAUCGAGUUUGA